GCGCGGAAACCACGUGGGAAGGUUACUUUGGCAGCUUGAAUAAACACAAACUGUUAUUGGUUGCCUCGUUCUUGUUCGGAAAAAGUCGGAAACAUUCGAAUUCGAAACAGACCAAUUAUUUUGCGAUACACGAGAGUAACCGAAUAGAUUCGUGUUCAUAACAUUCGGCUGACAACGUGCGAGCAACCGAGGAAGAAAACAAACGCUGAAGAUAGUUGAAGCGAGAAAUUCAGCAUCGCCAUUUUUAAAACGCGUGGUUUGAAGCUUUUUCGAUCGAUCAUCCACAAAAUGAGUAUUGCUGCUCUUUUACAAGCAGCUGAAUUUUUGGAAAGAAGAGAAAGAGAAGCAGAGCAUGGAUACGCUUCUUCAAUGCCCGUACAGACUGACAUUAUUCGCAGAAAGCCAAAAUCCAAAAAAUCUCAGGGGAACAGAUCUACUCAUAAUGAAUUGGAGAAGAACAGGCGAGCACACUUAAGAAAUUGUCUUGAAAAAUUAAAGGAGCUUGUUCCCCUUGGGCCAGAAUCGAGUCGACAUACUACCUUAGGUCUCUUGACCAAAGCCAAAGCAUUUAUUAAGACCCUAGAGGAAAAAGAUAGAAAAAACAAAGAACAAAAAGAGCUUCUUCUGGAACAACAAAGAAGAUUGAGACGACGCUUAAAUGAGCUGGGUCGCUUUAAUGUUAUAACAACGCACAAAAAAAGACAAAUUAGCGAAUGCAGCUCUGGGACUUCCUUAUGCACCAAUUCAUCUGCUUCAGAUACUGAUGAAGUUGAUAUAAUGGGUUAUAAUAGUAACCAAAGUGAUACCGAUGACCAUAGCAGUAUCCAGAGCCUGACUAGUGAUGGUGGUGUAGUCAUAAGCACCAAACGACAUCCACUGGAUGAACAAAUGACCAUCUAACACUGCCAGGUUCCUCGUCCUCCUCCGCUGAUUAGCACAAUAGACUGUGUCCAGAUAGUUUUAUUAUAAAGGAAGGUCAGUGGACCACACAUAUAUCUCAUGAUCUAUAGUUGACUGGGAAAGGUUGUUGAAAUCUUGUUAUAUUUACUGAUCAAAUAAGGCAACAAAAAUAUUAAUGAGAUAUUUAAAUUGUAUGAAUAUUUUGCCAUACGAUUGCUGUUAAUGUUCUUAAACAGGACUUAAAGUAUAUAUCUAAUAAGUAUUUCUUAAGUCUAUGUGUUAAGAUUACCAAAAGGAUGUGUAUAAAAUAUUUAAUUUAUUCUGGAGUUUUAAACUUUUUAAAAAUUCAACUAGUGUGGAAAUGUGCAUGGAAAUAUUUAAAUAAUUUAAGUCCUGUUUAAUGUACAUAAAGAUAAAUAUUUUUACCAUCUGGUCUUUUAAAUGCACUUUCUACCAAAGUAUUAAAAACAAAUGUAGGAACUUUGUCCUACAUGUCGAAUUAUUACCAACAAGAUGUGUAAUUCAUAAGGUUCAGAUUUACCCCCAUAAUCACCAACUCAAGUCGUAGAUAGAAAACGUCUUAACUGUGGGCAGUCUGCAUCACAUACCUGCUUUGCUUUCAGUAAUCACCACCUCACCAAAAACUGUUUUUUUUUCCCACACCUCAGUUUGCAAUGCUAUUUUUUUAGAAUUACUGUAAUUGAUUUGCUUCAAUCUCGUGAUAUUUUCUGAUGUGCUUUUAUAAUUUUCAGUUGGCAACAUUGUUUGUGUGAAGUUUUGUUUCUUUUCUACUGCAUUCAAUGAUGCUCCCUAACAUUUAAAAACAGGAUUUCUUUUUGUAAAUCGCGUACAAAUUGCAUAUAUUGUGGAUAAAUUUCUUGAAAAUAAUUUUACUAAAGCUUGCGCUUAUCACAACUACAAAAAAAGGUGUCUUGAUACAAAGUAAUGUACAAAUUCAAUGCACUAUAAUAAUUUUGAUGAUUUGAAUAUGUUCCAAUAUUUGUUCUAAAGAUGUUAGGAUUGUUUGAUGAUAUUCAAUGUGAGUAGUUACUAACUUAACAGCUUCGAAUUUCAGGGUGGUGGUAGCUGUUUCUCGUGCAUUACCUAAACUUGCCUGUCGCUUUGGGCGGACAUGCAUUGAUGAUUAUGGGGAGUAGUCUCAUACAUUCCUUUCAAAAAAAUUAGGUGCUUACAUAUGUUUUGUCAUGUUGAAAAAUGCUUACUGAAAAGAUAAACAUUUAAUGUUUUGAUUAACUUUUCUUUAGCAUAAAAAGUUUCAUAGCAAAAAGAAGAAAAAAAUGUGGCAAAAAAAUGCUGAUCUAGAGCCUUCCAUUGUAAUUCAGAGUUGACCCUCUGAUUGCAUAAUCCCAAGAUUUCUAUACAUUUCUGGCCAAAAUGUCAUCUAUUUUCAACGAUUUAUUUUUCUAAUAUUUGAUCAAUAUAUUACGCAUUUUUAUUACAUUUAAAUUCUUAUAAAAUGUUCAAAGUUUUUAAAAAUUUGAUUUACAAUAAACACAAUUUCUAUUUAAGAAUUAUGCAGUUAGAGGGUUAAAGACAGCUCUUUAAAAAUUUAAGCUUAGAAAAAUAAAACAUGUAAAUAUUCUGUAGGGCACCAAUUAUAAGUUACUUAUAGGUGUGUUUUACUCAAUACUAAGUAUAUACACUUAUAUAUACACUUGCUUAUUUUCAUUUCUAUGUUUUUGAAGAGCUGACACAUCAACUAUAGAAAACUAUUUGGAAAAAAACUUAUGAUUUAUUCAAAAAAGCAUAUUUAAACUUUUUAUUGUAAGUGUAGUGUAUAACAAAAAGAUUUUAUCCUACAAAUUAAAUUACUAAAAUUUUGAAGAAAAAUUUUUUUUAAAAGAAUUCUACUAAAUUGAAAAUCAUUUGAGGGAAAAUAUGUUUGCAACUUCAUAUUUAGUAGCUUCAUAAAUUUAAAAGUAAAAAUCAAAAUUUGAAGAAGGUUAUGUUUUGAGUUAUAAUAGCAUAGUGGUUAAGGUAAGGACUAGGUGGGGGCUCAGAUUGAUUGAUCUGAAAAACAUAGACAACUGAUUUAGAAUACUUGCUACCAUUAUGCCAUUGGUCACAAAAUUGUUUAGUCGUUAACCCCUUAGCCAAAACUGACUGUUGCAGAAGUACUUAACUUUUUUUUAAUUUCAUCAUAAGUUUCUUAUCUAUUAAAUUAUAUUGAACAAAAGAAACCUGAUACAUAUUUUAAGAUACUAAAACUGUAUAUUAAGAAUGAUAAGAAAUUUCUGCUUUAAAUAUUAUUUAUUGAUUUUAAUUUUUUCUUGUUAUUUUGUUUUUAUUUUUCUUUAAAGACUUUUUAAAAAACUUGUAAAGGGUGCUCUACAACAAUUAUAAAGAUAUACAUAACAUGUUACAUCAGGCAAAAAUUUAAAGAAUGUUUGUGAAAACCAAAAUAAAUAUUUAUUAUUACAGAAAGUGCAUCUUCAAUUACUAUUUGUGAAAAUAGAUUGGAGAAGAAAAGAAACUAGAGAAAUCUUCAUUAUUCCCUUAUACACCUAGCUUUGAUUGAGUUGAAAAAGUUUGGUAGAUGUCUAACAAUGAAAAAAUAUCUUUGAAAUUAGUAACUUUCUGCAAAUUUAGAAAAAAAAUUGUUUAAAAUAUUUAUAUUAUGUUUGAGCAUAUGAUAAGGUUAUUUAUAAAAAAAAUUAUGUUUUUAACUAACUCUUAUUCUUAUACUCAAGUAAACAAUCUCUUAAGUAUUUUAUUGGUCUUACUGCUCUAAAAACUUAACAAAUGUUCCAGUAAAAUGCAUAAAAAAUGUAAAAAAGGCAUUAUGUUUUUUUUUUUAGAAAAUUUUAAGAACUUGAAAGCAUACUUUAUUUUGGCAGAGAAGGCAACAUUUAUAGACUCGCACAAUCUUGCAAUAUGUGUUUGUUUUGGUUUUUCUUCCAUUCCAUGUUUUAAAAAAAAAAAAAUUGUCCAAUAUAUUUAAAAUCAAUGUUGAGUUCUGAGUAGUUGUUUUCUUAUAUCAAUAGAAACUCAAAAAAGAAAAUUAUUUUAGUUUAUUUGGCAAAACUUAAAUGAGUUCAAUUGAAAAUGUUAGGCACAAAAGAUAAAGCAUUUAAGACUCCUGUGAUAUUCUUAUUUGGAAACCAGUGUAGUAACCAUUGAUAAAGUAUAACUUACUGCUUGUAACUGAGCAUUUGUGAUAUGAUAAUCAUGUUUUAAUAUUCAGAAUUGCAAAUCAAAGAAAUAUCCUAAAUAAUAUAAUUGUGUUAUAAAUAUUUUUUUACAAAAGUAUUGACCUUACUCAUUUUAAGUGGCAUGAAAUCAGAAUGAUAGCAAUAAUUAUGCAUGAUUAAGCAUAAAAAACAUAACAUUUAUCUGCCAUAUUUGUUUUUAAAAAAACAUUCGAAUGUCACCUUAAAAGUUUUAAUCCAUUUAUUGGUCACAGUUAAAUAAUCUCUUAAUUCUACUUUUCUUUCUUGUCUCUUAAAUUCUACUUCUCAAAUUUGCGUUUGAAUGCUAUAAUUGCGUUUUGAAUAUUCUUCUUAUUCAUUAAAAAUCAUCUAGUAUUUAAUUCCUUCCUGUUCCUUUAGUUAAUACCUUUUUAAUAAAGAUUAAAGAAACAAAUUUCUUUUCCCUUUUUCAAAUAUUGCUCUAGGUACUUCAUUUUAGUCCAUAUUAAUUGCCUCCCUUUUUUUAAUAAUGUAUUUCGUGUAAUUACUCCUGAUGGAAUCUGAUAAAUAUUUUCUUUUUAAAUAUAUUUUAGCAAAUGAUAAACUACAUGGAGUUGUCUUAGCUGGUAUAAUGAACUCAAGAUAAUCUGUUGUUUUCCCAAUUUUCUUUUGUUUUGCAGUGAUAAAUAUGUAUAAAAA
This is a messenger RNA of Parasteatoda tepidariorum (common house spider), 4748 nucleotides long. RefSeq names its product max dimerization protein 1. The record is from RefSeq and is a predicted model, not a curated record. Lineage: Eukaryota; Metazoa; Arthropoda; Arachnida; Araneae; Theridiidae. Gene Ontology annotation, biological process: regulation of transcription by RNA polymerase II. Gene Ontology annotation, molecular function: protein dimerization activity; DNA-binding transcription factor activity, RNA polymerase II-specific; RNA polymerase II cis-regulatory region sequence-specific DNA binding.